AGGGUAGGGUAGGAGGGCGGUCGGGGACGAAAGAGGGGAAGAGCAGAAACUCAUCCGAUUGGCGGUCUGGCACCAGUCGGCAAUCCUAUAGUCAAUGAGAAGAUGGCCGCUGGGCUCAGUGGAAGUGUCGCCAUUGUUUAGUGUUUAGUUGUUUUACCGUUUCUCGCAUAAUUUCUUGCCCCGGAAGCACGUUAAAGAUGCCUAGCGCUUCAUUCACAGCAUCGCGUAAUUACGUGCGAAGAUCCCGGAGAAAAGGCGCGAACAGGAUCCCUCUGCCAUCGAGAACCACCUCGGUCGAGGCAGGCGAUUUGCCAUAUGGAACAUCAAAUCAGAUACCCCUUGGAGUUGGAGGAGGUGCAGUUGCAAGUGGAACUGGCGGAAGGGGAUCUUCCCCCAAUGUUUCUGGUGUUGCAGCACCGUCGCCUUCCCCCCAGCAUUCGCACUCUUUUCCAUAUGACUUAAGGCGCAAGAGUCCACCUCAUUUGGAUCCAGCACCUGGUUCUAGUUCCGCCUUACCCCCUGCAAGUGGUAACAGUUAUGGAGCAUCUUUAGGUUGUACUGCUCUACCAGCCAGAAAACGACCCAGGCGGACAUAUUCAUUAUCCACAGAUGUAGGUACAAAUAUAAGCAGUGCAGCUCAUUACCUUCAGUACGACUUACCGGACGAAGUGCUGCUUACUAUAUUUACUUAUCUACUGGAACAAGAUCUGUGCAGAGUUUCUCAAGUCUGCAAACGUUUUCAAAUAAUCGCGAGCGACAAUGAACUAUGGAAGUCGAUGUACCAGAAGGUUUAUCAAUACGACAUACCACUGUACAUUACUGCACCAUGUAAAUUCGAGUUUAUAUCCCCGGAGGAAACCAAUUAUCCGAAUCCAUGGAAAGAGAGUUUCAAACAAUUGUACAAAGCGGUACACGUGAGGCCGGGAUAUCAGGGUCUGAAGUUUCAAGGACGGAAUUUUCGAUACUUUAAUACAGUCCAGGCAGCGCUGGAUCACAUAGAUGUAAAUAGAAAAUCGAGCGCCGCGUCGAACAGCAGCGCGAGCACAACCGGCAGGGGGAAUUGUUGCGGGCGGAAUACCCGAACGACGGGAGAAGGAUCUCAACAUUUAGUUUUCGUACACGCUGGCACCUACAGGGGCGAGUUCCUUGUGAUCGACAGCGACGUUGCAUUAAUAGGGGCGGCCCCCGGGAAUGUGUCCGAAUCUGUUAUACUGGAACGAGACACUGAAUCUACCGUUAUGUUUGUAGAAGGAGCGAAACGAGCUUAUGCCGGGCAUCUCACGUUGAAGUUUACCCCGGACGUUACUAGUACUGUGCCGCAUCAUAAGCAUUAUUGUUUAGAAAUCGGCGAAAACUGUAGUCCCAUAAUCGAUCAUUGCAUUAUUAGGAGUUCAAGCGUUGUUGGAGCAGCCGUUUGCGUGUCAGGCGUAGGAGCCAAUCCGGUGAUACGGAAUUGUGACAUAUCCGAUUGCGAGAACGUUGGACUGUAUGUCACCGACUACGCGCAAGGAACAUACGAGGACAAUGAGAUCUCGAGAAACGCGUUGGCCGGGAUUUGGGUGAAGAAUUACGCGAAUCCGAUAAUGCGACGGAAUCACAUCCAUCACGGACGGGACGUCGGUAUAUUCACUUUCGAUAACGGUCUCGGAUAUUUCGAGGCGAACGACAUUCAUAAUAAUCGAAUAGCGGGCUUCGAAGUGAAAGCCGGUGCCAAUCCAACAGUUGUGCACUGCGAGAUACACCACGGUCAGACCGGCGGGAUUUACGUGCACGAGAACGGUUUAGGUCAAUUCAUCGACAACAAGAUCCACUCGAAUAAUUUCGCGGGCGUCUGGAUCACCUCCAGCUCGAACCCAACGAUUCGUCGGAAUGAAAUUUAUAACGGCCAUCAAGGGGGCGUAUACAUAUUCGGCGAGGGACGAGGCUUGAUAGAACAUAAUAAUAUUUACGGGAACGCGUUAGCCGGCAUCCAGAUCCGUACGAACUCGGACCCGAUUGUUCGACACAACAAGAUACAUCACGGGCAACACGGCGGCAUAUACGUGCACGAGAAGGGGCAAGGUUUAAUCGAGGAAAACGAAGUGUACGCCAACACAUUGGCAGGUGUCUGGAUAACCACCGGGUCCACGCCGGUAUUACGAAGGAAUCGUAUUCAUAGCGGGAAACAAGUCGGGGUUUAUUUUUACGACAAUGGACACGGUAAACUAGAGGACAAUGACAUUUUCAAUCAUUUGUAUUCUGGAGUACAAAUAAGGACUGGAAGCAAUCCAGUGAUACGUGGGAAUAAAAUAUGGGGCGGACAGAACGGUGGCGUUCUUGUGUAUAAUAGCGGAUUGGGUUUGCUCGAACAAAAUGAGAUUUUUGAUAAUGCGAUGGCAGGAGUAUGGAUUAAAACUGAUAGCAACCCUACGUUAAAAAGGAACAAAAUAUUCGAUGGACGAGAUGGCGGUAUUUGUAUAUUUAAUGGUGGCAAAGGUGUUCUCGAAGAAAACGAUAUAUUUCGUAACGCGCAAGCUGGAGUGCUUAUUUCUACGCAAUCCCAUCCUGUCCUGAGAAGAAAUCGAAUCUUUGACGGAUUGGCAGCUGGCGUUGAGAUAACAAACAAUGCAACUGCCACGCUAGAAUUUAAUCAAAUUUUCAAUAAUAGAUUCGGUGGUCUAUGCUUAGCGAGCGGAGUUCAACCGACGACUAGAGGCAAUAAAAUAUUUAGUAACCAAGACGCGGUUGAAAAAGCUGUCGGUAAUGGGCAAUGUUUAUACAAAAUUUCGUCGUACACUUCCUUCCCCAUGCAUGAUUUCUAUCGCUGCCAGACAUGUAAUACAACAGAUCGCAACGCGAUUUGUGUGAACUGUAUAAAAACUUGUCAUGCUGGACACGACGUAGAAUUCAUCAGACACGAUCGAUUCUUUUGUGACUGUGGCGCUGGAACAUUAAGUAAUCAAUGUCAACUUCAGGGUGAACCCACGCAGGACACCGACACAUUAUACGAUAGUGCUGCACCGAUGGAGUCGCAUACGCUUAUGGUCAACUAGGAACUAAAUUAAACUAAAUAAAACAAUCAAACGACACUGACAGAGCCUGAAAAAAAUAUAUAUAUUAUUAAAGUAAUAAGUCA
Molecule: messenger RNA, 3115 nt
Organism: Dufourea novaeangliae
Lineage: Eukaryota; Metazoa; Arthropoda; Insecta; Hymenoptera; Halictidae
Gene: FBXO11
Product: F-box only protein 11
Exons: 9
Coding region: 198-3032 (944 amino acids)
Biological process (GO): protein ubiquitination; regulation of apoptotic process; ubiquitin-dependent protein catabolic process
Molecular function (GO): protein binding; zinc ion binding
Source: RefSeq, a predicted model, not a curated record